AUGCCCGAGUCGAUCAUCGUAGUGAAAGGCUCCGUGCCUGGCUAUACAGCGCAUUGGGAGAGUGGCGGAUCUUACGUCUGGCUCCACAAGUCGAAGAACCGACACGAUGGCCGCUUCAAGCGGGACCCAGUCUGGCUGUGGUAUUACCACAAGGGCGAGGAUGUCGAUCCCUUGGUGCCCAUCCAGGACAAAGCGUGGACGUGGAAGACGAUGUUCGGCCGCGACGUCCGUUGGAUCACCCAUGAGGUCAAGAAGUAUUGGCCAGAUGGUUUCCCUGGGUAUGACCACAUCAUGGACCCCUUCUACGAUGACUGCGACCCCCACAUCGCGCUGAAAGCGCCGGAGUGGUAG
This is a messenger RNA of Symbiodinium pilosum, 351 nucleotides long. NCBI's taxonomy places the organism in Eukaryota, Dinophyceae, Suessiales, Symbiodiniaceae. The record is from the annotation of a GenBank genome assembly.